Molecule: messenger RNA, 597 nt
Organism: Oldenlandia corymbosa var. corymbosa
Lineage: Eukaryota; Viridiplantae; Streptophyta; Magnoliopsida; Gentianales; Rubiaceae
Source: the annotation of a GenBank genome assembly
AUGGGAAUGCCGCAAGAUUCAUCCAGCGGAAACCCUCCGGUGUUUGUGGACCGGAAUCCCGCUGAUGUUAAUGAUGAUCUUGGUAAGGAUUUACCCUGGAAGAAAAUGGGGAAAGAGGAUGAUGAACAGCAGAAAGAAGAAAAUCAAGAAGAUUAUUCUUUCAGCGAAUCAUCCCCUGUUCUUGAUGAUAAUAAUUCAUUGGGAUGCCCAGAACUAUUUGCUCUUUAUGAUCCUGAUGAUGUCCUGGAAGAAGAAGAAGAUGAUGAUGGUUCGAAGAUUGUUCUUUAUGAUUCUGAGGAUCAGUGGGAUGAAGAUUAUGUCUCUUCAGUAUUUGGAUUUAUUCCAACAGAUUAUGGUGAUGAAUACGGGUAUGGCCCGAAGAUCCCACCAGGAUAUCAAAGGAUUCCUGCGCUGCCACCAGGAUUUGAGAAUGCGUAUCUAAGACAUUAUAAUCAUGAUCUCUGCUGCUAUGAUGAUGAGUACGACUCCGAUUGCCAACUUCAAAAAGCACUCUUUGAAUCAAUUCUAGUUCUAGAAUCAAGUUACUUCAACCCAGGUUCUCAAGUUCGCGAAUCUUUCUCCUCUGGAAUCCCCUGA